CUGGAGGUUAGUUCAAGAGCCGCAGGAGGCAGGAGGUUUCUCACAGGAGGACACAGAGGGACUUUUCUCUGAGGGACAUACUCACACAUCUACAGAUAUAUAACGCAGACUUUGGAUAAUCUCAAACCUGAUUUCUGGAAUUAUGAAGUCUCCAAAGCUGAAACCUCAAGCGAAGAUCGUGAACGAGGAGGACCUGAGCGACGUCCUGUGCGAGUUCGACGCGGUGAUGGAAGACUUCACGUCGCCGGUGGAGAAGCGACACUUCAGGUACUACGACGAACACCUGAAGACCAUGAAGAGGAGGAGCAGCGCGAGCGUCAGCGACAGCGGCAUCAGCGACUCAGAGAGUGCAGAGUCGCUCAACAGAAACAGCUUCAGCUUCAGUGAUGAGAGGCUCAACUCCCCCACCGUGCAGUCGCCUACCACCAGCUCACCCCCUCUUAUGUCACCAAAACCCAAACUGGGCGACACUAAAGAACUGGAGGACUUCAUCGCCGACCUUGACAGGACAUUAGAGAGCAUGUGACACGGAGGCUCACAGUCAUCUUGGAGUGUAGCCAUGAGGGAAGGAGGGAGUGGAUGUCUGGACCCCCCCCUGAGCAGCUAACAUGCGCCCCGGCCCCCACACCGAAAAAACCACCCAACAGGAUAGAGCUGGAUGGCACAGCAAGUGGCUCCACCACGGCAUCAACAAGCUCCUAAAGUUAACCCAGCAGUGCUCCACUGACUCCAGGCCACCUGGCUACUGGGCUGUAAGGACUGCAAGACGGGUCAAAAUUAGCAUUGUAGCAACCUGAGGACGAGAAUACUUCAGCCGCCAUGAUGUCAAGGACUCCAUGAGACGCUGUGAGGAAUGAAGACGCGGGAUAUACGCUGCAGAGUCACUGGAACAUUUAUUGUCACAAAUCACAGACCAGGUUUCACUCCCUCAUCCAAAACUUGAGCUGGAAGAGUAUUUAAAAAAUGGCUUUUUAUAAUAGAAAUAUAUUUGUAAUUUUAUAGAGCUUCUUAUUGUAAAUUUAUCAGUCUUUUUUUGGGGAAAUAUAUUUUUGUAUCAUAUGUAAAUAGUAAUUGUUCCAAAUUCUAUUUGCCUUGGUAUUAACAGGACGGUCAGAUUAAGAUUUGACACACGUUGACUGGAAUAAAGUUGGUUACAUGCUUAAAUGUGAACUGGAAACGUAAUCCCUUCUGAGAAAUAACUGGAAAGCAAUUUAUGUAUUUAAUACAGCUAAUGCCUGCCAGAGGUGAUAUUAAAGUAUGAAAUAUUGUUCUUUUAUUAA
Messenger RNA from Epinephelus fuscoguttatus (brown-marbled grouper), 1280 nucleotides. RefSeq names its product regulator of cell cycle (gene rgcc). The coding region runs from base 143 to 526 and encodes 127 amino acids. Gene Ontology annotation, biological process: regulation of cell cycle. Lineage: Eukaryota; Metazoa; Chordata; Actinopteri; Perciformes; Serranidae. The transcript has 5 exons. The record is from RefSeq and is a predicted model, not a curated record.